AUGGCCACCACCACAAUCCUCCUCUCCACAGCCACCCAAGCAAUCCGCCCUGUGGGCAAAGUAGGCAAAGUGGCUACCAUGGCUGAGUGGUGCAAUAACACGGACACCCCUGACCUCUGCAACUCCAUUAUGAAGAACACCAAAUUCGGAACCUGCGAACAGGCAACUCGAUCGGCCAUUAAUGGCACAAUGGUAGAAAUCAACGGGGGAAUCGCAAAGAUUGAAACCCUUGUUGAGACUACUGAAGGACAAAUCAAGAGCUUACUAGAGGGUUGCAAGGAACAGUAUAACUUCGCCAUUGAUGACCUUAACAAUGCACUGAACCAGAUCCAGGUUGAUCAGUCUGAGUUGAUGAAUAGCCUUUCUGCUGUGGAGUCCUACGUUCAAACUUGUGCCGAUGGCUUUAGCGACUUUAGCAUGACCAACCCUAUUGGCCAUGUCAAUGGCCUCCUGGAUCAGCUGAGCAGCGUCAACUUGGCCUUGGCAACCAAUUUACCAGCAUUAGAAGAUUAA
Macadamia integrifolia is the source of this 513-nucleotide messenger RNA. RefSeq lists its product as uncharacterized. Gene Ontology annotation, biological process: negative regulation of catalytic activity. The transcript has a single exon. Gene Ontology annotation, molecular function: enzyme inhibitor activity. The coding region runs from base 1 to 513 and encodes 170 amino acids. Lineage: Eukaryota; Viridiplantae; Streptophyta; Magnoliopsida; Proteales; Proteaceae. The record is from RefSeq and is a predicted model, not a curated record.